AUGAUUAUAACUGAGAAAGAUAAACUCGAUUCGAUAGCAUUUAAGGAUAAGAUGCAGACUGAUGCAAGGAUGUGUGAUUAUGCGAAGGAAGGUGAUGAAGACCCCAAAGAAUAUAUGCUCAUGGAAGUACGUGAUAGAUUAAUAGGAAAAGAAAUAAUUCGUCGAUAUGAUGAAGAACACGGAAUUUCCUCAUCGUGGCUCGAUACUGACGAGAAAUGGAAAAAAACGGUUAACAUACUCCAGGAAAAUGGAAU
Messenger RNA from Diversispora eburnea, 254 nucleotides. NCBI's taxonomy places the organism in Eukaryota, Fungi, Glomeromycota, Glomeromycetes, Diversisporales, Diversisporaceae. The record is from the annotation of a GenBank genome assembly.